ACGGUUGAGAGGGGGGGAAGGUCAGUCUUCCGGAAAACGUGUCGAGCGUAGUAACGUCGAUUUCUUUUGUAUUAAAUAAAGUUAUCUUUCUUCAUCGCUUAUCAUCAACGUGUACCGUGUACUAAUUGAUCCACUAAAACCAUUCCUGCUCAUCCUGAAUAAUCCAACAAACUCUACAGAACUGUGGCGCGUCCAUGUUCUUCGAAUCCCGGUGACUUAUUUACGAUGUCCGUUAGGCGAGAAAUGUGAAUCAGUCAAGUGACUCUUAUAAACAUUCGGAAGGCUUGUGAUUUUUACGAUCUUUAUGGAGGUGAAAAAUUUGCCACUCUCUUGGAUCUCGGAGCUCGUCCAACUUAUUUACAUGGAGAAUGGGUGGACAGUUUUUUGAGACAAAAAAACAGUCAACUUAUUCAACUCGAGUAUCCUCUAAAUCGUGCGGAUCCAACAACCUAAAGAUGGAAAGAUCAGUAGGUUUUCAACAUCUGAAAUAUAACUUUGGUGCGGGAGCUUGAGAAAUUUGAUAGUUUGAGCAAUCUGCGAUGGAGCACGUACUACAAAAUAAAUCCCAUGGUUUAAAUAAGCAGGAGUGUUGCACAUUUACGCCUCCUAAUCGAGUCCUCAAAGUUAUUAACGACAAUCGUUUCGUGCUAUGCGAAUCAACGUUAGUGGCGUAGAGAUGAGUCGAGUGAAGCAAUUGCGCAAAGAAAAUGGUUCCUCCAACGGUUGACUCUGCUGGAACGUUGCAGUGACUGACAACGAGGCAACAGUUGCACCUACGAAAGGAAACACUCGUAUUGGGAACAAAUUGAAUCUCUGCAACAGUUCGAAUGUCGUCGUUGCGUCUCGAGAAAAUAGGGGUCCUUAGAAUGGAGAAUCGAGCAAAGAAUCAUCGUAACAACAUCUUGCCAUGUAAGAUAGUGCAAAUCGGCUUUUUCAUUGGUGGAUGUUUACAUAAAACAGCAUUAACAGCAAUCUAUUCAUGUGUUAUUAUCAAAACAUGGAGUCGAAAUGGAAUCUGUAGGAAGACAGGGAACGCUGGUUUCUUACGCUGUACGUUUUGCUCUUUCUUCAUCUGGACGUGACCGACCUUCGUGAUACAUCGCUCUAUUGACGACAACUCUAAAGAAGCAAUCCAAUUGUAUUUCAAACGAACAUAACCACUUCUGGUCGUUCCAAGCGCUUUUUUUCAUUGACCUCUUGCUCUCUCGUCAUUCAGUUCAUAUUUUUUUAUUCUUGCGAGAUAUUUUUUUACUUGUUUUGUUAUUUUUCUCGAGCACUUGUAUUGAUAUUUGUUGUUCUCAACUAUAACGAACGCUGUCUCAUUUUUGCGAAAAAGCUUUUUUACGAUAUCUUUCUAGCUCGAAAGUAUUUUAUCAGAGGCAUGCUUUUGUAGAGUUUUUUUUUUUAUAAUUACUCCAUCAGUUAGCUCUCUUAUUUCCGCGAUCACAUGAGUGCACAUAUUUUGUGCAUAUGUACAAUUGUACCAUGGCCAAGCAUAUCAUCUACUAAACUAGGGUGUUAUCUUUUCAAACGUGUGUGAAACUCUCUAUACUGCGUUAUCGUACUAUAAUUUUUUAUAUUAUGUAUGUUCGCAAAUUUUGUCAGAAUUUGAUUAAUGUCCUAGUGCAGACCAACAGCACUACUUUAUUUCAUCUCGUGAAAUUUUUCUGUCACUAUUUCCACUUAUUUCGACGGUACAACAACAGCGGUGUGCAAACAAUUAAAGAAAAAUAUAUGAUGCCUGUUUUAAAAGAAAAAUCGAGGUUUUGGUUUAAUUGUCAAAGCCAAAAGUGAAUACGUACUGAAUUAGAGAUAAGAUAAACGCGUCGAACCUAAAUAAAAAAUAUAUGAAAAAUUCGAAAUUCUUUCGAUAAAGAUAUGCUCAAUUAUUCAGAACUCGUUCAUUCGCCGCCAUUCCGUGUCGAUAUUUGGAAAGAUAAUAUGUAGCGGUGGGAUGAAUUUCGAUUAAAACAUGUUUUUUAAGGCUGUUAUUAGUGUGUAUACGAGAACAUUUUCCGUUCACAGUGUUGUCAUUGUUCUGGUACGUAUCUUUAUAACGCAUCGCUAGAAAACUGCUUACAUAUUGAGUAUAAUGAAAACGACAAUAGUAAAAUAAUUUCAACGAGGUCGCAAAAUAAUUAUCACGAUGUGGUGGUAUACCGGAGUAAUACCAUUCGCAAAAAUUACGUCAACGGAGCAAUGAAGAUCUUGAAAUUUUGAAACUUUUGUAAUUAUCAAAAAUCUGCAGAGACUCGGCACGCGAAAUGUUAUGUUAACGAUAGCAAUAAUAGUCAAUCAAAAUUUCACAUAAAAAAUUUGAUAAAAAACAGUAUCCGUUUAUUAUGAUUUUCCUUCUUUUUUACUGCCUGCAUGUUGAGUGACGCACCGUGCAUGUUAAUCACUUGCCGUGAUAGUCAAAUGCUAAUAUAAAUACCUGUGACCUGCUGCAGACCAUUCAUAAAUGUUUUUCCAUCUCUUUCAAAUACAUACAUAGUUAAGUACAUUAAGAGGAUGGAUCAGUCGGUAUAUCGCAACCGUGAGUGCGAGAGAGAUAACUGCAAAUUUCGAAAUCUAAAUUCUUUGAAACAGAAAAUUCCAAGUGAGGUUAGUCGACUGAUCCAUACUCUUGAUUCGAGAAAAAAAUUAUUCAGUCAAGAGAACAAGUGUAAUAGAGGAACCUCGUGCAAAUCACUAAUUGACAGUGUGGCGGACAUGAAACUUUUAUCGGUAUAUAUCGUUUCAAUUAUUUCUAUAUCCAUUAUUUGUUGCAUCCUAUCAGUGAUAUACGUCAAACUUUGACAUGAGCAAAUAAUUUCUUUUUGCUAUAUUUCCGCUAACCCUUCGGUGAUCGAUUUUCCGGUCUCUGGGACCAUGCUCUCGAGGUAUCUAGAAUUUGUGUUCUGCACAAGUCUGUGAGGAUAAUCGAAUUCCUUGCGAGACACAGGAAAAAGGAAGAAAUUCGUAAUUGCAUAUCAAGUUUUCAGCUUCAAAAUGGUAAUGAGGAAUAAACUUCGACGAUGGACGACGCUAAGUCGACGGUAAAUGACCUCGUACGGUGGGUUCAAAACAUCGAGUUCACGAAAAUUAAAAAAUUUUCGAAAAUCGAAAAAUCGACAUUCCACGAUGGAUUUGAAACAUGUUUCACGCGAUUCUGGAUCGGAUGAAUCAAAGUUGUAAUGAACGAUAAAAAAAAAAUUCCAAGGUUCGAAAAUUUCACGACGACGACGACGAUGGACGACGAUGACGACGACGGUGGUAAAAGUAACGACUUACGAAUUUAACAACGUUCAUAACCAUGUGAAUGAGAUGCGAAAGACGUGGAUUUCUCUCAAAAUUUUGCAAAUCACGGUAGUAAAUACUGCUGAGUUGAGCAAUUUCCUGAAGCUUGCGAAGCUCGAUUUCUCUCUCCUCCGUUUCAUAUGCUCCACUUUUUUAUUUUCUCCUUUUCUUAGCAUUUUUCUUGUCAUUUCCACGGCAGUUUCCGAAAUUUUUUUCGUCAUGCGCGUCAUCUCUAUCCGUGGUUGUUUUUUGUUUGGAUUUUCGUUAUAUCGUUUCGUUUUUAUUUUCGUGUCAUACUCUCAUUUUUGUUGCCCGCGGCGACGACGGGGUGGACGGCGGGCGGGGUGGUGCGGUUGUGUUUUGUCAUACGCAAUUAUUUAUACUACUGCAAUGUGGCGAUGAAAAAAUUUCAUUACAAUCAUUCCAUCUUUGCGAGAACGAUAUCAGAUGAAUAAAUUAAGAGUAAACGCAUCGCUAGAGAAAAAACGUACGUAAACGAGACACCGAACACGCUUCUUAUUUCCCGCCGCUACCAUGCGGAUCGUGGCAAUUCGCUCGAUGAUUGGCUCGAGCGGCUCGAGGGGAAAUAUCGAGUAAAGGCGGAUCCACAACUAAAAUUACCAUGGCGACAUCUCGCCUUACCGUCCGCGGCGAUGUAUAUUCUCACGGCGAGUGACACAUGCCCUCAGUGGGAGAUAGCCAUUUAGCCAUUCAGGCUAGUGUCUCACGGACGAUGCAGAAGUGAGCCUAGCCAAAAAGGAGAAGAAGAAGAAGAAGAAGAACAACAUCGCACGAGCAUGACAGUUUGGGAAUUCGUGCACCGUUUAUUAAUCAAUUGAAUUUCUUAUCUUACGCUCGUGAAAUUCUGUGAUGUUGCUCGUCGUCUCCAAAGUCUUUUUAAUUGUACAUUCCUUCUGAUGUGCGAGUAAAGGAUUCCUCCGAAAUUAAAAACAACGUGGAUUGCUUAUCGGUUUUUUUUUAAUGUAAAAAACUACGAGAGAGCCACGAUAGUGAAACAAAAGUUUGGUCUUUAAAUGAUAAUACAUUAUGGCAACUACCACGACGAACGGCAGGAAGCCUAGCGUCAUCGUUCUAGGGGGAUGUGGCUUUGUGGGACGACACCUUGUGGCUUAUCUUGUGGAAAAUCAGCUGGUAUCGUCACUGCGAGUCGUUGACAAAGUUCCUCCGCAAACUGCUUGGCUUAAUAAAAAUCUUCAGAAUAUAUUUGACAAUCCUAUCGUUGAUUUUAGAAGCGCUAAUCUUAUCAAUCCAGUAUCGUGCCAAAACGCUUUUGCCGGCGAUACUCGGCUAGAUUAUGUAUUCAACUGUGCUGGAGAAACUAAGAGCGGCCAGACAGAUCCUGUUUACAAGGAAGGUAUUUACAAGUUAAGCAUCAACUGUGCUCAACAUGCUGCUAAAAUUGGGGUUGAACGUUAUGUUGAAAUUUCAUCGGGAAAUUUGAGCUCAUCUGAAAAAGCUCCGCACAAAGAAGAGGACUCAUGCGACCCCUGGACUUUUGUGGCAAAAUACAAACUCCAAGUGGAGCAUGAUUUGAAAAAUAUUCCGGGCCUUAAGUACACAAUAUUAAGACCCGCCAUAAUUUAUGGUCCAGGAGAUCGCAAUGGUUUGGCUCCACGUUUGGUUGUUGGUGCUGUUUACAAGCAUCUUGGUGAAAUGAUGAAAUUGUUAUGGGGAGCGGAUCUUCACAUGAAUACCGUUCACGUGAGGGAUGUUGCUCGUGCAAUGUGGCAUGUCGCUGAGCGGGAGGACACGUUAGGCCAAAUUUACAAUCUCGUUGACGAGGGAGAUUCGACCCAAGGUUCUAUAAGCGCCUCGGUCUCGGAGCUCUUCAACAUCAAUCACGAUUACUGGGGAACAACACUGUCUACUUUCGCAAAGGCUGACAUGAGUUCUGUGGUAGAAGAAGUGAACGACAAGCAUAUGGGUCCAUGGGCAGAAGCAUGCAGCCAGGACGGAGUCGAAAAUAGUCCGUUGUCGCCUUACAUCGACCAGGAACUUCUUUAUAAUAAACACUUAUACUUGUUUCCGGACAAAUUACCAAGCAAAACGGGAUUUACUUACUCGUAUCCAAAACUUACCAAGGAGGCGCUCAAAGAGGUCCUCGAUGAUUAUGCAACUAUGAAAAUAUUUCCACAUUCCUUAGUGCUCUGAGAAACUUGAAUUGCCUAUUAACGAUCAAGCAAUAACUAAAACAACGAAGAUUCGAGAGAUCCUCUAGUAUUUUAACGAGAAGAUCUUUUCACCUUGUGCCUAAAUCAUGUUAUUUAAUCCGAGUCGAUUUUUUUCAAUCUACUCCUUCGCAUACCUACGCAAUCACAAGGAUCCUCCUAUAAGGGUUCGACGAUUCAAACUUGGGCAGGCGGGAUCGUAUUUCAAUUCGAAAAGUUUAAAAUCACUUAUUUAUCGGUAACUAGUUUACUAAUAACUAUUUCACGUCCUCACAACUAUCGAAAUUUAUCCACAUCGAUAUUUAUCAGAAGCCAAUCGAGCGAAUUAGAAAUUCAAAUGGACUCGGUAAUUCUCGUAUUAAAACAUAAUCGUUAUGGCAAAAGCUGAAAUGAAUAGAUCGAAUCUGGUAGGAUAUCAAAAACAAGUAUUUGUAAAGAAAGGCCCACGAUUUUUCAGUCUCAAGAGAGACAAUUUAAAAAAAAGGGUGGAUAUUAGAUUUUUCGCUCAAACGUUUGGCUCUUCCUCAGCUGACGAGUUAAGCCUUAUCUGCUUUUCGUGCCAAAACUGAUUAAAAUCGAUUACGCUUUUAUGAGUAUUGUUGCGCGAAUGCCAUAUAGAGGGGAAAAAAAAAUCCCCGAGGUUACAGUCUCGAUAAAUCAUUUGAAAUAUCAUUUUAUUAUGCCAUGUAAAUGCGAUAAAAUAGCAUCGAUUUGCAAUUCCGAGGUGAAUCCUUAUUGUCAGAUUUUUCUAAUUAAGAAAAAAAAAUUAAACUGCUGUAAGGAAAAAAAAAAUGAUGGAAUGAAAGAAAUUUAAACAGCGAAUUCUUAUACGGAUGGAAAGUUUGUCAGUUUUCUCGGUCGUAGGGAUCUCUUACGAACGAAACAAAAUAGGUAAUCGCACAAUGAAAGAUUUGAGUUACUGGCGAAUCGAUUGCGAUGUUGAAUUUUUAUAUUCUUAUCUAGUUUAAUUUUUAGCGUUCAGUAUGGAGUAUUGAAUAGAGAUAAUUGAAAAAUAUUUUUUCGUUAUCAAGGAAUACUUUCGCCGCUUAAUAUCCGCUGUGACUACAUCAGGACCAGUUUACUCGUUUAUUAUUAUUAUUAUUAUUAUUAUUAAUAUUAAUCGUUUAACUUUGGGCAUCCAGUAUAUAAACUUAUAUAAUUGAGCACUUCUCUCCAUAGGCCUGCUCGCCGUAAUUAAUGUGAUAAGACACACGCAAACGCACGGGGUAACCGAACUGUACUUAAUUCCUUUAACGUUUUCUUUUUCAUAUACUUGUUGUUCCAUAUCGAACGUCGAGAAUGCGGGUACAUUCACGAGUAAGAACCUGGACGCUAGUCAAAAAUCGGCUAAUCCGAGAACGAAGGGCUGUGUGACACACGUUACAAAAUUUGAUGCCCGAAAUUGCAGUCUCGUUUCGUUAAUCAAGUUUAACAUGAUGCAAUAAAAAAAAGAAAAUCUUUCCGUUUACCGUGAAAUGAAAAACGAAAAGCUCGUACAACCGGUGAAUCGAUGAUAUAACUAAAAAAAAUCGAUUAGCAUAGAUAGAACAAGUGGUAUUUUAGAGAAUUUUUAUUUUGCAUGCACAUAAAAAAUUCAGCAAGAGUUUUUAGUAUGAGAUAUUAUAUAUAUAAUUAUGGGGAUGAGGGUAAAGAAUUUUUAGAAUUUUUUCUAGCAGGUUAUAAAUUUUUCUAAAGUGAUAUUACGUGAAACCACUUCGUACUCGAUUUUACAAUUUGCAUUCCAUGGAAGAAAUGGAAACGUAUGACGAACUAUAUGACGUAUGACGAGCCUGAAUUAGAUUUUUGCCGGAGUACAUUUGGUGGAGCUGCUGGACCAAGUCAACUACUCAGAACAUUUUUCAAUAUUUUUUCUAUUUGCAAUAUAGUUUUUCUGUGCAUAACGAUAUUCGACAAAUCCAACUUUCAGAAGUUCAUUUUUACAACAAUUUUCGAGUCUCUAUUUAUUAUAUCGUUUAUAAAUGCAACAAGAACCGGUAAAAUUUCUGCCAAGAUGUACUUUAUUUGGGGUGUACAUUGGAGAAUGCGUAAAACAAAGGAGAAAUUCAAGACGCAUCGAUGUGAGGUUGUCUGAACUGGAAAUAUAUAUAUAUAUAUGUAUAGAAAAAGAAAAGUUUAAUGAGAAACCCCGGUACUCUCGUGAAAGGGUACGGAGAAAUCGGUACUUGAUAGUAGUAAAAGCCUGGUCCGCUUUUUUUAUCCGCGUCCUCAAAUUCUCAAAUUUCAAAAGCAUAUUAAAUUGAUUACAAAAGCAUUAAUUUAGAAGAAUUAAGUACAAAUGGUAUGACGACGAAAACCAAGGUUCACUCAUAAUAAUAUUAAAAAAUUGUUAAAAAAAAACAAUACAAACUCUCGCGGUAAAAACUACUCGCGGGGUAGAGGGCUCUCUUGAAAAGAAAUGGUCCUUGCUGCCCGACGCGCGUUCGCGAUAAAGAAUUAUUCUCCGUUUGGCGAGCGACGCAAAGAUACGAUUUUUCAUGUAUACUCUCGCAGAUAUUUUGAUAAUAAAGCAAAGACAAUGCUCUUUCUGAAAAAUAA
This is a messenger RNA of Venturia canescens, 8024 nucleotides long. RefSeq lists its product as uncharacterized. The transcript has 11 exons. Lineage: Eukaryota; Metazoa; Arthropoda; Insecta; Hymenoptera; Ichneumonidae. The record is from RefSeq and is a predicted model, not a curated record. Bases 4327 to 5451 code for a protein of 374 amino acids.